Molecule: messenger RNA, 1274 nt
Organism: Sorghum bicolor (sorghum)
Lineage: Eukaryota; Viridiplantae; Streptophyta; Magnoliopsida; Poales; Poaceae
Exons: 1
Coding region: 118-999 (293 amino acids)
Source: RefSeq, a predicted model, not a curated record
AUCCUCCUCUCCUCUCCUUGCACAGCAGUCCAUUCCAUCCCGUCAUUCCCAGAAAGACAAGGCCAAGAUCGCCAGCGCGCGGUUUCCAAAACGAGAAAAGGAACAGGGGCGAGAUCGAUGAGGAGUGGCCAGUCGUCGCCGGUGGAGUCAAGCGAUGGAGCAUGUCUACAUGGCGACGAUGCCACGGGCGCGAGCUCCAAUUCCAAGAAGCUGUGGCGCGGGAUGCAAGCCGUCUACCUCGUCCUUGUCAAGAAGCACCAGCCGAAGCUCGCCGCGCUCGGCGUCCACCUGCACAGCCUCCUCUCCAGCAGCAAACGCCGCGGUCACCGCCGCAGCAGACUCGCCGCGCUGGAGCGGGAGCAGAACCCCGCGCUGAUGUACCUUUCGUGCCGGUCCAUGGACCCCGCCGCCGCGGUGGUCCACCCGUACCCGCGCGGCCACGGCCACGGCCACCGCCGUGCGUCGUCGAGGCACGCGGCCCCGUCCUCGCUGUCGUGCCGGUCCAUGGACCCCGCCGCCGCCGUGUGCAGGUACCAGUACCGUCCCCGCGAGGUGGAGUUCAGCUGCAAGAGCACGCCAAUGCACAAGCGCCGGCGCGAGGAUAAGCGCCGCCGACGCCUGCAGCAGAGCCGCGCUGCCCUCGCCGACCAGGGACAAGACCAUGAUCACCCGUCGUCGGCCGCGGCGGUGACGAGGCUGUUCGCGCUCAUGGACGUCGAGGAGGUGGCCGAGGGCGAGGAGGCGGACGUCGUCGUCGGCUACGAUGACGGCGAUCUGGACCCGGACCUGGAUGCCGCGGCGACGUGGCCAGCGCUGGCGGCGGUGGGGUACGCUCCGCGGCCGGUGCGGAUCACGGACUCGCCGUACCUGGCGAGGGAGGAGGACAACGAGGGGCUGAAAAGCGCGGUGGACAGGCGCGCCGACGAGUUCAUCAUGUGGUUCCACGAGCAGCUGCGCACGCAGCAGCAGCAGCGCAGCACGCGCAACUGGAUCAGAUAAGGUAGUGACGCAGAUCGAAGCAGACCAUCGCCUCUACUAGCAGUAUUAUGAUCUUGUGAAUAGUUCAUGCAUGCAUCAAUGGCAUGGAUUACGUAUUUAGAUAAGGAAGGGUACACAUUUCUUGGAGAUGCGCACUCAUGAAACAUUUUCAUACGGUAGUAGUACUUUUAAUUUUUUUUUGACAGUUUUUGAUGUAUACGAAUUGCAGUGCUUGAUUUUUGUUACCUUGAAGGCUUGAACAUGACACUCCCUGGACUGCUAGACUUGCUACUUCA